AUGUCAAACCCAAACCGAACUUCAAAGAAUGCCAUGACCCACAUUAAAUGUGUGGUGGUUGGAGAUGGUGCAGUCGGAAAGACUUGCCUUCUCUACGUCUAUGCCAAAGGAAAAUUCUCUGAGGAACACAUUCCUACAGUAUUCGAUAAUUAUUCAGUAAAUUUGAAUGUGGAUGGACAAAGGACAAGCUUAGGUCUAUGGGAUACUGCUGGUCAAGAAGAUUUUGAUCGAAUUCGUCCACUCUCCUAUCCAGGCACAUCGGUCUUCAUUGUUUGUUUUUCUCUUGUAUCUCCAGCAAGCUAUGAAAAUGUUCGACUGAAAUGGUUUCCAGAAGUUUCUAAACAUUGUAAAGCUGCUCCAAUCAUCCUCGUGGGCACACAAAGUGAUUUAAGAGAAGAUGAAGCAACAGUUGAAAAACUGAGAAAUAAGGGUAAACAACCCAUCACUACGGAAAUGGGUGAAAAGUUACAAGCAGAAAUUAAGGCUCUAAAAUAUGUAGAAUGUUCAGCCAAAACUCAGGACAAUGUGAAAAAAGUGUUUGAUGAAGCCAUUCGAGCCUAUUUAACCAAAGCAAAGGAAUCAUCGUCUCCCUCAUCACAGAGAAGUACAUACAAGACAUGUAACUUGUUGUAA
This is a messenger RNA of Naegleria fowleri, 633 nucleotides long. RefSeq lists its product as uncharacterized. Bases 1 to 633 code for a protein of 210 amino acids. The record is from RefSeq and is a predicted model, not a curated record. Gene Ontology annotation, biological process: small GTPase-mediated signal transduction. Gene Ontology annotation, molecular function: GTP binding; GTPase activity. The transcript is spliced from 4 exons. NCBI's taxonomy places the organism in Eukaryota, Heterolobosea, Eutetramitea, Acrasida, Naegleriidae.